GUUACUUGAUUGGAUGUUAAUUUUCCGAAUUCUCUCAACGCAGAUCCUCGUGAAGCCAAAGGCGUCGUGUGCAAAAUCCGCAGUUUUCUACAUUAAUGGAUUGUUUCUGUUCAAUAGCUCCACUUUCUCCUCUGUGAUUUCUGGGUAGAGAUUCUAGGGUUUCUAUUUGCAUCUCUAACCUGCGAGCUGCUCAUAGCCCACACAACUUUUUCGUUUGUGGGUUUUCCUAAUUUAGGGUUAGGACAAAUUUCUGUAUUUUUCAUCCAAGAGAGAUAAAAGAUGUAUGCUGAUAAAUUGGAGGCUGAGUCUGGAAGCAGGAAGGUCGUUAAGGAUCGUAUCAAUGGCGGUUCUGGCGACAUCUCUUCUCGCGUGCGACAAGUGACUGGGAAGAGGCAAAGGCAGGACGACAAAUGGGAGCAUGAUCUUUUCAGUAGUGACAAACCUCAACUUUCAAAUCGCAGAGUUGAUCCUAGAGAUCUUCGUUUGAAGCUCCAAAAGAGACAUCAUGUGUCUCAAAGUGGGCGAGAAGCUGGUUCAGGCGUGCGGGAUUUACGGGAAAAGCUCUCUGGGACAAUGAAUCUGCAACCAAAAAACAGUGACGCGCCAAAACCUAAAGCGGAGGCUGCUAGACCAAGUAUGAAGAGCGUGGCGACUGAAACAGAGACUAGAAAAACUUCCACUCAAGCUAACAGGAAGAAAUCACAGCAGGCUGAUUCAUCGGUUGAUAGCUUUCUGGAAUCAUUGGGUCUCGAGAAAUAUUCAACAGCUUUUCAAGUGGAAGAAGUUGAUAUGGAUGCUCUCAUGCAUAUGACAGAUGAUGAUCUGAAGGCUAUGCUCAUACCGAUGGGUCCGAGGAAGAAGAUACUGCUUGCUUUGGGAUCUAAACCCUAAGAGCUUAGUGACUUCUACAUGAUGGUUUGAAGCUCAGGUGAAUGGUCUCUGCAGUUGUUAAUUAAGAAUUAUGAGAAAUGGUUCCGGAUUUGGCUCUCUUUUUCUUGAUUGUAUUUUGCCCAUCUUAAGAGCUUAGAAUUUUUUGGGUUAGACAUCUGUAAUCUUAAACAUGGUGAAACAUACACUGUUUGAUUGCACGAACUUUUGAUGUGAGAGAAGCCUUGAGAUAAACACAAUGACAAAAA
Molecule: messenger RNA, 1136 nt
Organism: Arabidopsis arenosa
Lineage: Eukaryota; Viridiplantae; Streptophyta; Magnoliopsida; Brassicales; Brassicaceae
Source: the annotation of a GenBank genome assembly